Molecule: messenger RNA, 1593 nt
Organism: Colossoma macropomum (tambaqui)
Lineage: Eukaryota; Metazoa; Chordata; Actinopteri; Characiformes; Serrasalmidae
Exons: 7
Coding region: 271-1194 (307 amino acids)
Biological process (GO): proteolysis
Molecular function (GO): serine-type endopeptidase activity
Source: RefSeq, a predicted model, not a curated record
GACGCAGAAAGUGCUGUGAUUGGCUGAGGCGGUUGUUUUUUUUCUCUGUGAAACUCGUUUCGUUCUCAGCUUUUCUCCUCAUCGAAACUCGGGACAGUUGUAUUAUUAGCAGGUUCCCCUGUCAGAGCGGGGUCAGCGGAGGCUUCCUGUGGCCUUUAUACUCACUUAACUGAGAACUCCCCCUAAAACUGUCCAAGCCGGCUGGAUCUUUACCUGGUUUACCUGGAGAAGGGCUGAGCGCGCGGGACUGAGCUCUCCUGUAGGGCGGGGAUGAUGCGGUGUGCUCGGUUUCGCUGGGCUGUUUUCCUGGUGUUGGCAGGUCUCUGGACAGGUGAAGCACAAGUAUGUGGUCGUCCGCCUCUACUGCCCAGGAUCGUUGGAGGAUUUGAUGCUGCAGAAGGUCACUGGCCGUGGCAGGUGGACAUCCAGAAAUCUUCUCAUGUUUGUGGAGGAACACUCAUCGCCGCAGACUGGGUUCUGUCUGCAGCUCACUGUUUCCCAAAUCCGUCCGACACAUCUUCCUACAAGAUCUACGCCGGUCGGCUGACCCAGAGCGGCUGGAACCCAUACGAAUCAGCCCAUGAUAUCAGACAGAUAUUGGUCCCGUAUGGCUACACAGACCCGCAGCUUGGCCAGGAUAUCGCUCUGGUGCAGCUGGCCACGCCAGUCGUCUGGUCUGACCACAUCCAGCCCAUCUGCGUGCCAGACUCGGACGUGCAGUUCGCCGCAGGCACGAUGUGCACCAUCACCGGCUGGGGCGACAUCAGAGACGGAGUCUCUCUGCAGGGGGUGGGGACGCUGCAGCAGGUGCAAGUGCCAAUCAUCGAUCAAUCUGCCUGUCAGGAAAUGUUUCAGACCCAACCCACUGAGGAAGUUAACAUCCGCUAUGACAUGCUCUGUGCUGGCUUCAAGGAGGGGGGCAAAGACUCCUGCCAGGGAGAUUCUGGUGGUCCACUGGUGUGUCUGUCGUCGAAUGGCACUUGGCUCCAGGCUGGCAUUGUUAGUUUCGGUCUGGGCUGCGCUCAGCCCAACCGGCCAGGGGUCUACGCCAGGGUGUCUGCGUUUUCCACCUUCAUCCAGACCAACGUAAAGGGACUCCGACUCUACAGUGGAACGGGACAGAACUGGGCUGGCUGGGUUAUAAUGCUGACCAGGACUAUACUCGCACUGACCAUGGCACAGCUACUGAGAUAAAUUCACCUUGCAUAAUACCAAAAGAAGGAAAAAUGAAUAAAGCUCAGGGCAGCCAGAUAUGAAGAGGUAAUGCAAACUGUGAUUAUUGUUCAUUUUUUUACUUUGUCUUUGCGUCCACUGGAUAAAUUUCUCAUGACUAGCGUAGUUUGUCUGAUAAACAUUAGAGAACAGUAAUGAAUUUAGUCACAACUGAUAUGAUGUCUGCACAUUUUAAACUGUACAUUAUGGAAAGUCAAGGAACUUAAAUUGACACCACUAUAAGGAAAAUUAUCUAGCAGUUUAAGAACAAUAUGGGAUCAAAUAUUUAUUAAAAAAAAUAUAUCCAUGUAUUUUGAAUGUAACUGGCUUUUUUACAAUGUUUUAAAUCAGUUGUUGUAAAUAAAGUCUUAUAAAGUGAAA